CCUCUCCCUCUCUCUCUCUCUCGACCUGUGCCUCCAUGGACAACGUCAUCAAGUUCUUGUUCGGCAUCUUCGGUAAUGCCACCGCUCUCUUCCUCUUCUUGUCUCCGACCAUCACAUUCAAGAGAAUCGUCAAGAACAGAAACACCGAGCAGUUUUCCGGCGUUCCUUACGUCAUGACUCUCCUCAACUGCCUCCUCUCCGCUUGGUACGGCCUGCCGUUUAUAUCCCCGAACAACAUUCUGGUGAGCACCAUUAACGGCACCGGCGCUGUAAUCGAGUCCUUCUACGUGUUGAUCUUCAUCGCUUUCGCUCCCAAGAAAGAGAAGGCCAAGAUUCUGGGGCUCUUCACUUUUGUGCUGACCGUGUUCUCCGUCGUCGCUUUGGUUUCCGUUUUUGCCCUCCACGGCAGCCCCAGGAAGCUCUUCUGCGGUUUCGCCGCCGCUAUCUUCUCCAUCGUCAUGUACGGCUCGCCUCUCUCCAUCAUGAGGACUGUGGUGAAAACGAAGAGUGUGGAGUUCAUGCCGUUCUUCCUGUCACUGUUUGUGUUCUUGUGUGGUACUUCCUGGUUCGUCUAUGGGCUUCUCGGACAUGACCCAUUUGUCGCUGUGCCGAAUGGGUUUGGGUGUGCACUAGGGGCAUUGCAGCUCAUCUUGUACUUCUUCUACCGUGACAACAAGGGCGGCAACGGCGACACCAAGAAGAAGCAGCAGCCUAGUGCUGCAGACAGUGUGGAGCUGGGUCUCCAAAAGCCUCACCAAUCGAAGCAAGCAAACGGCGUUAAUGGCGUCUGA
Argentina anserina (silverweed cinquefoil) is the source of this 791-nucleotide messenger RNA. RefSeq names its product bidirectional sugar transporter SWEET1. Gene Ontology annotation, molecular function: sugar transmembrane transporter activity. Gene Ontology annotation, biological process: carbohydrate transport. Gene Ontology annotation, cellular component: membrane. The transcript is spliced from 6 exons. Bases 36 to 791 code for a protein of 251 amino acids. The record is from RefSeq and is a predicted model, not a curated record. NCBI's taxonomy places the organism in Eukaryota, Viridiplantae, Streptophyta, Magnoliopsida, Rosales, Rosaceae.